This is a messenger RNA of Chenopodium quinoa (quinoa), 1733 nucleotides long. RefSeq lists its product as uncharacterized. Lineage: Eukaryota; Viridiplantae; Streptophyta; Magnoliopsida; Caryophyllales; Amaranthaceae. The transcript has 5 exons. The coding region runs from base 559 to 1260 and encodes 233 amino acids. The record is from RefSeq and is a predicted model, not a curated record.
AUUUGUAAAAAUAUUUGUCCAAAUUUAACUUUUCCAUGUAAAUUUCACUUUUCAAUGUACUUUAGUUACUUUUUCUCUCUAUUUUUUUACAUACCAAAUGUAAAUUUACUUUUUCAAUGUACUUUAAUUAUUUGUCUUUAAUUCCCGUGAUUUUUUAACAAAAGUGACUAUGGAGUACUAGUCAAUAAGCUAAUAUUGAUUGUUAAAAAAAAAAAAAAAAGGUAAUAUUGAUCAAAUAAAACUAAUUUAACCCAAAUAAUGAAAUAAAUUAUUUACCAAAUACAACAAUAUCUUUUUGUCUAAAAUUUCUCUCCAAAUAGAGCGUUCUAAAUUUGAAGUUUGGCGCUAAAUCACAGAAAUCUUUCAAAACCCCUCCAAAAAUUUUGAAAAUAAAAAAAAAUAAAAUAAAAUUCCACAAGUUCUUUUUUUUUUUUUUUUUUUUUUUUUUUGGUGAAGGAAAUUCCACAAGUUCUUUCACUAUGCUCCGUACAGUUUAACAAUUACUUUGAAUCAAUUCUCAGAAAAAAUUAGCAUUGAAUCAAUAAGAUAAAUCUACAGAUGAAACCAAAAGGUUCUACUCCAAUUAGAGCAUCUGGGCAACGUUCAAUUCUUUCCACCUUCAAUCAUCAAUAUGCUCAACCAUGCUCUACCAAUCAUUCAGAUGGGUCAGGUGUGCUUUCAAACAAGAACAAACGUGGUUCCAAUCUCUCUUUUACUGAUUUCCUUAAUCGCAAGUUACAUACAACUUCCGUUCUUCCUUUUGAUAAGGAUGACAAAACAUUCUCGGUGGUCAAGAACGAGACUUCUCCCUUGGCAGCAAACUGCAAUCCAAGAACUAAAUCCAUUUUGAGAGGUGAGCAAUAUGAUUGCGAAGGACCUCGUGAUGAAAAGGGGCACGUGAUUGAAGAUUCAGUGUUUAAGCUGUUCAAUGAUUCAGGAGGAAACAAAAAGAGGUCUUCUGAAUGCUUGAAUGCAGAUCCAUCACAAUCAGAAGGUGCUUCAAAGCAGCAUAGUCAAAAUCAUUUGUUAGUCCUAGGAGAUGACCCCAAGCCAAAGAGAAGAUCCCUUGGAAGAAAUACCUGUAGCAAUAAGAAACAAAGGCCUCUUUAUAACCAUUAUGAAAAUGGAACUGGUUUCUGGGAACCUGAGAGAGAAGGUAUCGACAGUGCUGAAGUUGGGAGCACGGAAAUGUGGGAAGGCAUGGGUUCAACAACCACACUCGGGGGACUAGAUGAAUUAAGCACUUUUGACCACCUUUAACUAUUAACCAAUGCGUUUGUACUACCAUGGUAUGAUUAAGCAAUCUGACUUCUCUGUAAAUGAGGACUCACGCCAAAUUCUACUUACAUGUUGAAUCUCUAAGCAAGUUUAUACUAUAUAUAUGUGUAGAUAACUAGAUACUAAUAUCCUAAUAUCUGUGAUCCUUGUUUUUGGGCGUGCAAAUAAUGGGCGAGAUCAAAGGAUCUUUAGGAGAUCAAUGGACAACUCAUCAUAGAACCAACUGUCGUUUUCAAUAUCUUAUGAACAAUGCAAGAGAUUUGAUCAUUUGAUGCCAUAAGUUGGCUUUAAGGUUUGAUUUAAAUAUCAUAGAUAGGGUCAAAAUAUUGGAGUUUCUCAACCCUUGAAACUCGAAUAAUGCUUGUGUCUUCUCAAAGUUCGCUUUGGAAUAAUUUAGUCACAGUCUCUGUAUUAUGUAAAUUAAACUAGAAAGAUGCUUGAAUGAUAUGUGAAUA